Molecule: messenger RNA, 499 nt
Organism: Rhagoletis zephyria (snowberry fruit fly)
Lineage: Eukaryota; Metazoa; Arthropoda; Insecta; Diptera; Tephritidae
Product: serine/threonine-protein kinase NIM1-like
Biological process (GO): microtubule cytoskeleton organization; protein phosphorylation; intracellular signal transduction
Cellular component (GO): cytoplasm
Molecular function (GO): ATP binding; tau-protein kinase activity
Source: RefSeq, a predicted model, not a curated record
GUAACUAUCGGCCGACGCAUUGGUCUUUACAGAUUUUGCGGCGACAUUGGGCGUGGCAAUUUUUCCAAAGUCAAAUUAGCUGUUCACCAGUUAACCCGAGACAAAGUGGCUAUCAAAGUAGUUGACCGUGGAGGCUUGGAUGCGAAAGCUCUGCGUAUGCUGUCCAGUGAAAUUGCAACACUCGAAUGUGUGCAUCAUCCCAAUAUUUUAAGACUCUUCGAAGUGGUGGAAACGCUGGGACGUGUGUAUCUGGUCACAGAGUGGAUACGCGGAGGCGAACUCUACAAUCACAUCACCCAGGGUGGUCCGCUGCGGGAGAUACACGCUGCGCCUUUGUACAAGCAGCUGUUGUUAGCCGUAAAACACAUGCAUAGCUUGGGCUUUGUACAUCGCGAUAUUAAGGCUGAAAAUGUGCUACUGCUGUCAGAGGAUCGCUUGAAGUUGGCCGAUUUUGGCUUUAGCACACAACUUAUCAAUGGUGAGUUACAAUGGUAUGGCG